Messenger RNA from Aspergillus steynii IBT 23096, 1519 nucleotides. Its product is annotated as acetylornithine transaminase. The record is from RefSeq and is a predicted model, not a curated record. Lineage: Eukaryota; Fungi; Ascomycota; Eurotiomycetes; Eurotiales; Aspergillaceae. The transcript is spliced from 2 exons. Gene Ontology annotation, biological process: arginine metabolic process. Gene Ontology annotation, molecular function: transaminase activity; identical protein binding; pyridoxal phosphate binding. The coding region runs from base 184 to 1440 and encodes 418 amino acids. Gene Ontology annotation, cellular component: mitochondrial matrix.
AGUCACCGCUGCAGCGCCGAUUUGCGUCGGCCUCGGCCACGCAGACGUCGAACGUUUCUCAGGAUGUGAAGGCCCAGGCGAAGGUAUUAUCAUCGGAUCUGCUUUGGUAUGCUAAAAUAAUAACGCUUAUGACAGAAGGAGGCGUCGCUGCCCAAUCCCGACCCCGCUGCCGAUUCGGCGACGAUGGCUUUCAUCCAAGACCGUGCUCCGUAUAUGGUUCCGACCUAUGUUCGACCGGCCCCGAUGAUGGUGAAGGGACAGGGAUGUUAUCUGUGGGAUAUGGAGAAUCGGCGAUACCUGGAUCUUACGGCAGGUAUUGCUGUUAACUCUCUUGGUCAUUGUGACCCUGAGAUUUCUAAGAUCAUUGCCGAGCAGGCCGAGACUCUCGUCCAUGCCUCCAACCUGUACCACAACGCCUGGACUGGCGCCCUCAGCAAACUGCUGAUCAACACCACCCGCGAGUCGGGUGCCAUGCGCGAUGCCUCCCAAGUGUUCAUCUCCAACUCCGGCACGGAGGCCAACGAGGCCGCCAUUAAAUUCGCCCGCAAAGUCGGCCGCUCCCUUGACCCUUCGGGCGCAAAGCACGAAGUCGUUUCCUUCCACAACUCCUUCCACGGCCGCACGAUGGGUGCUCUGUCCGCCACGCCCAACCCCAAGUACCAGACUCCCUUCUCCCCCAUGCUGCCGGGAUUCAAGUACGGAAACUACAACGAUGUCGAACAGCUGCAGAGCCUCAUCACCGACAAGACGUGCGGUGUGAUUGUGGAGCCCAUCCAGGGUGAGGGUGGUGUGAAUGUUGCCACCCCGGAGUUCCUCGUGGCUCUGCGCAAGCGCUGCGACGAGGUCGGAGCAGUUCUGGUCUUCGACGAGAUCCAGUGCGGUCUGUCCCGUACCGGCACCUUCUGGGCCCAUGCUCACCCCUCUCUGGCUCCUGCCUCAGGCGAAGCUGCGCACCCUGAUAUCUUGACUUCCGCCAAGGCCCUCGGCAACGGUAUUCCUAUCGGCGCCACGAUCGUCUCAGGAAAGACGGUGGCAGAGCAUAUCAAGGCCGGUGACCACGGAACCACCUUCGGCGGUAACCCUCUGGUGUGCCGUGUCGCACAUCACAUCGUUGAGCGUCUGGGCUCGUCGGAGCUGCAGAACUCCGUUGAAGUGAAGUCGGCCCAGCUUGUGUCCGGUCUGGAAGCCCUCCAGAAGAAAUUCCCCGGCGUCAUCUCUCAGAUCCGCGGCCGCGGUCUGAUUCUCGGCGUUCAACUUUCCUCGGAUUACACAGCCAAGGCGUCCGAACUGAUCACUGCCGCGCGGGAACGGAGCAUGUUGAUCAUCACCGCUGGCGAUGGCUGCCUUCGAUUCGUCCCUCCCUUGACCAUCACCGAGGACCAGAUUAAGACGUCCUUGAAGAUCUUGGAACAGGCCUUCGAUGUUGUCACCAAGGCUUAGGCGAUAUAUAGAUAAAAUAUCCUGGAUAGAUAAAAAGACAUUUGCUUUAUUUUGCUAUCUAGUUCCGAUAGAUGACAAC